UCAGUUGAGUUGCGGCGCUCCGACGGAUCGGACUUGGCGGAAGUGAAAAGAGCUGGCCCAUUCAGACCGGAUUCCAGUGACUAGCGUUCAGUUUGGGAGAAGCGAAUCUCCGGCGGGCGGAGAACGCAACGCGAAGGCUGCGAAUUGUUACCGCUGCGCAUGCGCAGACAGGCGUACUUGUUUUUGUUGCGGCUUAAUUACCACGCCCCCCGCCCAUCGAGCGGCCCGUUUUAGUGGUUUGUCUGCAUUUUUCCGCGGUGGCCAGUGUGUGUGCGAGUGUGCAAGUGUGUGCCAGAGGCCAUCUCUCUGGGAAAACAUUCUUCCCGAGCGGAGCUUUCUUUUUGUGUAUAACAAAAGAGAACUGGGCAAAAACAAACGUAAACACGGCAUCGCCAACUUGUGCAAUAUCCAAACCCAAACCCAAACCAGCGACAAAAACAAAAGACCGCCAAGUUGCCAAGUUCCCAGGCCACAAAAAGUUUGAAGUGCAAUUUACAAGCAGCGCCCAAAACAGAAACGGAAAAUCGACAUGGAAGCGUGGAAACAGCUGCCAAACGGAGGGCGUUUCCUGCUGCUUCUCCUGGCCUGCAUCGCCCACCUGGGCCACCCAAUCCUCGCCUGGCGCCCCUGUCCGGAGCUCAGUCCCGCCCUCCGUCUGCCAUGCAGGUGCAAUGUGGUUCCGUUUGCGGCGACUGGCCAACUGGGAGCCGUGGCCAUGGACUGCGAUCGCGUUGUCUUCCACGGCGAUGCCCCGCAACUGCCUUAUGGAGCGCCCAUCGUGGCGUAUACACAACGUCACAGCGGCCAACAGGUGCUGCCCGCCCAGACUUUUGGUCAACUCAAACUGACCAUUGAGGAGCUGGAUCUGUCCUACAAUCUCAUCCGAAGGAUACCGGAGAAGGCAUUCGAUGGCCUCAAGGAUUCGCUGAACGAACUGCGACUGGCGAACAAUUUGUUGGGCGACAAUCUGAAUCCCAUCUUCUCCACCGCCGAACUGCAUGUGCUGAAGAACCUGCGUCUCCUGGAUUUGUCCGGAAACAAGAUCAAGCUGAUCGAGGAGGGUCUUCUCAAGGGGUGUAUGGAUCUGAAGGAGUUCUACAUCGAUCGCAAUAGCCUGACAUCGGUGCCCACCAACUCUCUGAAUGGCCCAAGUGCCCUGAGACACCUGUCGCUGCGCCAGAACCAGAUUGGAUCACUCCUUGCGGACUCAUUCAAUGCCCAGCGGCAGCUGGAGAUUAUCGAUCUUCGCCACAAUGUCAUCCGCAGCAUCGACAGUCUGGCCUUCAAGGGACUGCAGAAGAUUCGGGAGAUCAAGCUGGCCGGGAAUCGGAUCAGUCACCUCAACAGCGACGUCUUCGAGAAGCUGCAGUCUCUGCAAAAACUGGAUCUGUCCGAGAACUUCUUCGGUCAGUUUCCCACGGUGGCACUGGCCGCGGUUCCCGGAUUGAAGCACCUUAAUCUGUCCUCGAAUAUGCUACAGCAAUUGGACUACACCCACAUGCAGGUGGUAAGGAGCUUGGAAAGCUUGGACAUCAGUCGCAACACCAUAACCACCAUUACACCAGGAACUUUCCGGGAGAUGGGUGCUCUGAAGUAUCUGGACCUCAGCUUAAACUCCUUGAGAACGAUCGAAGACGACGCCUUGGAGGGAUUGGACAGCCUGCAGACCCUCAUCAUCAAGGACAACAAUAUUCUGUUGGUUCCCGGCAGUGCUCUGGGUCGCCUGCCCCAACUGACAUCCCUCCAGUUGGACUACAAUCGAGUUGCUGCUCUUUCCGCGGAGAUCCUUGGAUCGCUCCAGGCGGGCGAUAUAACAACGCUAUCCCUGUCGAGGAAUGUCAUUCGGGAACUACCGCCCGGCAGCUUCCAGAUGUUCAGCAGCCUGCACACCUUGGAUCUGUCUGGAAAUUCCUUAGCUGUGAUCAAUGCGGACACCUUUGCCGGACUGGAGAGCACUUUGAUGGCCCUGAAACUGUCGCAGAACAGACUGACGGGUCUAGGAGGAGCUCCCUGGGUGCUUCCAGAGCUGAGAAGUCUGGACCUAAGUGGCAAUACGCUGACGGAAUUGCCCAGUACCAUAUUUGAGGAGCUGGAGAACGUGCAGUCCCUCAACCUGAGUGGCAAUCACCUGACUCCUCUGACUGGAGCUCUCUUCAAGCCCUUGGAUCGCCUGCAGGUCAUCGAUCUGAGUGGGUGCAACAUUCGGCAGAUAAGUGGUGACCUCCUGGCCGGCUUGCAGGAUCUCAAGCAUAUUUACCUCAAUGACAACCAGCUGCAGGAGCUCCAAGAUGGCAGUUUUGUGAACCUGUGGAACAUUAGCUCCAUUGAUCUAUCCAACAACCGCAUUGGAUCCAUUCGAUCCGGAGCCUUUGUGAAUGUGAUGAAGCUCCAGAAGCUGGAUCUCCAUGGUAAUCAGCUGUCCGCCUUUAAGGGCGAGUACUUCAAUACGGGCACGGGAAUAGAGGAGCUGGACAUUUCGGAUAACCAGCUAAGCUAUCUAUUUCCCUCCUCCUUCCGAAUCCAUCCGAGACUUAGGGAAAUUCGAGCAGCCAAUAACAAGUUUUCCUUCUUCCCGGCGGAACUAAUUUCCACCCUGCAAUACCUGGAGCACAUCGACUUGUCCCACAAUCAGUUGAAGACAAUCGAGGAACUCGACUUUGCCCGCUUGCCACGCCUGCGCGUCCUACUAGUGGCCAACAAUCAACUGGACAUGGUCAGCGAAAUGGCCUUCCACAAUUCCACCCAACUGCAGAUCCUGGAUCUGGCCCACAACAACUUGGAUCGCAUUGGGGAGCGAACUUUUGAGGGCUUGGUUCGAUUGGAGCAGCUCAACCUGGAGGGCAACCGCCUGUCGGAGCUGUCGGAUGGAGUUUUCGAGCGCACGAAGCUCCAGAUGCUGGAGAACAUCAACCUGGCCCACAAUCGCUUUGAGUACGCUCCAUUGAAUGCCUUGCAAAGACAGUUCUUCUUUGUAUCCUCCGUGGACUUGAGCCAUAACAAGAUCAAGGAGCUGCCAGGAGAUGACAGCAUCAUGGUGAACAUCAAGAGGAUUGACCUUUCCUUUAAUCCUUUAAGUUCCAAGGCAGUCCAUAAUGUACUCAACGAACCCAAGACAGUUAGAGAGCUCAGUCUGGCGGGCACGGGCAUUGAGAACCUGGAACUCCUGGAGACACCCUUCCUACAGUUCCUGAAUCUCUCCCACAACAAGCUGAAGAAUGUCAAGCCAGAGGUGUUCCAAAGGGUGACACUUUUGGAAACGCUUGACCUCUCCAGCAAUCAGUUGGAGUCCCUGGAAGAUCUUUCCAUGGCUUGGCCCCAACUUCAGGUGCUCCAAUCCCUAGACGUGUCCAACAACAGCUUUGAGAUCGUCUCACAGUCCAACUUUGGCAAGCUGGAGAUGCUGCGAUCGCUGCGCUUGAGCCACCUGCCCCAGUGCACGAGGAUCGAGAAGAACGCCUUCAAGCAGCUGCCCAAUCUGGUCAGCUUGGAGGCCUAUGAUCUUCCACUGCUUGGCUACCUAGAUCUCCAGGGAAUCCUGGAACUCCUGCCCGGCUUGGAGGUCCUCGAUAUCGAAGUAAAGGACUCUAGCAUCGGUAGCGAGCAGAUACAACCGCUGAAGCAUCCACGACUCAAGAGCCUGGGAAUCAGAGGUGAUCGACUGAAGUCCAUAUCCUCUGGCACGCUGGCUGGUCUGAAGAGCAACGAUCUGAGCGUCCAGCUGCGGAAUACUUCCCUAAAUGCCCUGCCCCCAGCUUUGCUCUUCCCCGUGCCGAGAUCGUCCCAUUUGAGCCUGAAUGUCGAGGGAUCCAAGAUCACCGUGCUGGUGCCACAGUUUUUAAACGCUCUAGAAGAUCGCAGGGCCAGUCUGCAGCUCCAAGGAUUGGCCAGCAAUCCGAUAGUGUGUGAUUGCAAUGCUCGAGCUCUGCGAAGAUGGUUGCCCAGUUCCGGUAUGCCGGAUGUCACCUGUGCCUCGCCUGCCUACCUGCUCAACCGGAAACUCAUUGAAGUGGGGGAUGAUGAGUUGACCUGUGAUGCCCGAAGGAUGACUUCGUCCACUUCCAGACCCACUGCAUCAGUGCCACACCUACUGAAGACUUCCAGCCAAUUGGUGACCAGGAGCAGUUCCACCACCGAGGAGCCACUGAUCAUCUGGAGCCUGGAGCCUACUCAGCCGCCCAGUCUGAAGAAGAUGAAGACCAAGGCACCGCUGAUGAAGGCCCAGUCGCCGAUUAUAAGCAACGAUGAUACCCUAAUCAUAGGCAUCGUGGGAGGAGUGGUGGCCUUCAUAGCCAUACUCAUCAUCAUCAUCUGCAUCAUAAGGCUGCGCAUGAGCAAUGCGGAGUACCAGCAGAACGCGACAAUGAUUGGCAUCCCGGCGGGCAUGCAAAUGGGAGCCCACAAUGCGGCGUACAACUACAAGAAUGGCGCGGGAGCAGCCCUGUACGCGGUGCCUCCCUACCACGCCACCUUGCCCCACAAGGCGGCCUCCAUCCACCAGUCCAGCCAGAAUCUCUCCCAGCGCCAGCAGCAGCAGCAACAGCAGCAGCAGGUGGCUGCAGCAGCGGCUGCCUACUCGACCAUGUCCCGCAUGUCGUACUUUAGCGGAGCGGGCGGCGGAAACGGCGAUGGAGCCGAGAGCCUGACGCACCAGCAUCCGCACCAGCACCAGCCCUACAUCAUAUACUCGGAUGACAAGGCCUACAGAUAAGCCGGCCAGCCAGCCGGCCGAUCGAGGGGCUCUUCAUCUUUCCCACUCCUCCAUUCUGUCCAUUUCAAUCUUAGUCAGUCAGUCAGGCGCAUCGCCGCAAACAGGUUCUACAUUAUAUCGCCGCUCUCAGCCACGUUGUAUAUAGCCUUAAAGCAUUCUAACCGUAACCCUAACUGUAUCUAUGUCUAACCAUAAUUAAGUGCAACCAAGUCGCUUAUGCGGAAUAAACAAAUCUAGUAUAAUUCAU
Drosophila melanogaster (fruit fly) is the source of this 4955-nucleotide messenger RNA. RefSeq lists its product as uncharacterized. Lineage: Eukaryota; Metazoa; Arthropoda; Insecta; Diptera; Drosophilidae. The transcript is spliced from 7 exons. The coding region runs from base 530 to 4708 and encodes 1392 amino acids. The record is from RefSeq and is marked reviewed.